Gongylonema pulchrum is the source of this 261-nucleotide messenger RNA. NCBI's taxonomy places the organism in Eukaryota, Metazoa, Nematoda, Chromadorea, Rhabditida, Gongylonematidae. The record is from the annotation of a GenBank genome assembly.
CCUGAAGGUUGCAUUCACUCACAAGGGUUCGUCUUGCAGUCUACGCGGGUUCGGACAGUGCUCAACGAGAAACAGCUGAUGACAUUGAAAGCAUGCUAUGCAGCGAAUGCACGCCCGGAUGCCAUGAUGAAGGAACAUCUUGUCGAAAUGACUGGACUAAGCCCACGCGUCAUACGUGUAUGGUUCCAGAAUAAACGCUGCAAAGAUAAGAAACGACAGAUUGCGAUGAAGCAUUUGCAACAAAAAGCUGAAACGGUUUAG